Molecule: messenger RNA, 1401 nt
Organism: Aspergillus oryzae RIB40
Lineage: Eukaryota; Fungi; Ascomycota; Eurotiomycetes; Eurotiales; Aspergillaceae
Product: ankyrin repeat domain-containing protein
Exons: 1
Coding region: 1-1401 (466 amino acids)
Molecular function (GO): protein binding
Source: RefSeq, a predicted model, not a curated record
AUGCGGCUGUUGCUAGAUCUACCAAAUGAAAUUCUCCAUCAUAUUGCAGGCUAUCUGGCCCUAGAGUCAGAUCUAAACUUGUUAGCCAGAACGAACCGCCACUUUCACAGUGCAAUCAACCCUUUAUUGUAUCAUUUCAAUGCCAUACACAGACAGAUGUCCGCACUGCUGUGGGCUGCAGAUCAUGGGAUAGUUGAGACCGCGCAACAUUCACUGAACGCUAGUUUCGGGGUUUCAAACAAUAUAAAACUUGGCAUAAUCUAUGAUGCACUGUCAAUAGCAGUGCACGCGGGACACACAAGUAUCGCGAAGGUUCUUCUACUGCAAGAGGGAAUUGAUCCUAAUUUCCGAUAUCGGAGCAAAGAGGCCAGAUCAUGGGUGACGUUUCUAGCAAGAGCAGCUGGGGCAGGACAUGUAGAUACAGUUGCCCUGUUGCUGUCAACAAAAGGCAUCAACCCGAAUCUAGGAGAUGGCAUGGGAAGGCCCCCGAUUGCUCAUGCGGGAUUCAACAACCAGGUUCCAGUGAUCGAACAGCUGCUUGCCACCCCGGGCGUAGAUAUGAAUGGGAAGGAUCACCAUGGCCGUACGCCACUGGCCUGGACAGUGAGUUUUGGAUCGGAAGCAGCUGUGUCUCAAUUCCUAUCUCGACAGGACAUUGAUGUCAAUGCGGCUAUAGCCACGGAUGAUUUGUUUAAGAAGGGGUGGACUGCCCUAAUGUUCGCGGCUAGCAGGGGAUUUGCUAAGAAAGUGGAGCUGUUGCUUAACACACCAUAUAUCAAUGUGAACCACCAAUCCUCCAGUGGAAAAACAGCUUUACACUGGGCAGCGCAGGUUGGCUCUGAAACUAUCGUGCAGCUUCUACUCGCAAAGGGGGCAUAUCCUGACCCCAGAGACAGCCAUAAUCGGUCUCCUCUCAUUCAGUCUGCAUUGUAUGGCCAUCUGUCCAUCAUGGAAUUGCUAUAUGAAGCAGGGGCCAACCUCAAUACUGUCACGAGUACUGGGAGUACUGCACUUACUUCAGCCUCGGGUGAAGGACAUACAGAUAUAGUUGUUUUUCUUUUAGGGACAGGAAAGGUGGACGUAGCAGCAAAAGGCAAAGAGGACAAGCGCAAUGCUUUGUCGGUGGCUGCAGAGGGAGGCCAUCGAGACAUUGUCGACCUAUUAUUGAAACAGAAUGGCCAAGGGUUUCCGAACGAAAGGGAUUAUAUGGGACGAUCACCAUUGUCAUAUGCGAUUGAGCAUGGUGAUCUUGAGACAAUUAAACUGCUGAUACGGAAUUCAUCUGUAAUAGAUACUGGGGAAACAGAUGCCAACGGCAAAACACUCCUUUCCUAUGCCGCGCAGCACGAUGAUCCAGCAAUACUAAAUCUGCUAGUGUCAGCCACGAAGGUUACUAGAUAG